Messenger RNA from Hippopotamus amphibius kiboko, 2639 nucleotides. It is a transcript of the gene RBBP9, whose product is annotated as RB binding protein 9, serine hydrolase. NCBI's taxonomy places the organism in Eukaryota, Metazoa, Chordata, Mammalia, Artiodactyla, Hippopotamidae. Bases 31 to 591 code for a protein of 186 amino acids. The record is from RefSeq and is a predicted model, not a curated record. The transcript has 5 exons. Gene Ontology annotation, molecular function: hydrolase activity.
CGCUCUGAGCGCCGCAGGCUGGCCGCACUUAUGGCUGCUCCCAGCAAGGCGGUGAUCGUCCCGGGGAACGGCGGCGGGGAUGUGGCCACCCACGGCUGGUACGGCUGGGUGAAGAGAGGACUGGAGCAGAUACCUGGUUUCCAGUGUUUGGCUAAAAACAUGCCUGACCCAAUCACAGCUCGGGAGAGCAUCUGGCUUCCCUUCAUGGAGACGGAGCUGCACUGCGACGAGGAGACCAUCGUCAUAGGCCACAGUUCCGGGGCCAUUGCAGCCAUGAGGUAUGCAGAGACGCACCGGGUGUACGCCAUCGUGCUAGUGUCUGCGUACACGUCUGACCUGGGGGACGAGAACGAGCGAGCAAGUGGAUACUUCAGCCGCCCCUGGCAGUGGGAGAAGAUCAAAGCCAACUGUACCCACAUUGUGCAGUUUGGCUCCACUGACGAUCCUUUCCUUCCUUGGAAGGAACAACAAGAAGUGGCCGACAAGUUGGAAGCCAAAUUGCACAGGUUCACUGACCGUGGCCAUUUCCAGAACACGGAGUUUCAUGAACUGGUUAGUGUGGUCAAGUCCAUGCUGAAAGUACCAGAGUAGACGAGUGGUUCCUGCUGUUCUGCGUAACAACAUGGGCGUAGGGCAACGGUCAGCUUAUUAACAGAUGACAGUCACCUAUUAUCAGAUGAAUGUGGGCACACAAAGCAGAUCAAAUUAAGGUCCAGAAAUGCCUAAAAAACAGGUUUCAAUGUUCAAACUAAAUUACAAACAGCAUUUUCAUUUCCCAUAGAAUCUACAUCUCCUCAAAUUUCUAUGACCUAAAAUAGUAUUUUUCCCAUUUGGUAAGGAACAUGGGAGAGCUUAACCACCCUUACCUAUCCAAGUGAAUGAGACACAAACGAAACCAGGUUUUCUGAUCCCCAGUUCAGAUGAAAACUAAACAGGUUUCAUGUUAUGUUAUAGGAGUUGCACUCCUCUCUGACAUAAAACUUUUCUGUUAUUGGGGGAAGAAAACAUGACUUAAGGUCCAGAGUGUUGGUGAAGAGCUCAAAACACCAGCCUCUGUGGGGAGUGGGUCCAGGGUAUAACCCAGACCAAGGCCUUCCCCUUUGACCCCUGAUGCCUUGUCCUUAAACAUGUCGAGAAAGUGACACACAAGGAGGCCGAGGCAGGGGUCUGCAGGGUCAGGCUGGGGUUGAUCUAAGACCAGACAGGCCAAGGAUUAGGGCAGCGGGGGCACUCCUGCCAGGCCCUGUCUGAGUUGUUGCCAUGUGGGAGUUUGGCAAGGUAUUGCCAAUUUUCUGAUUUUUCAAGGAAAUAAAUUCAUAUGGUAGAUUCUGUAUUUAGGGACUCUUAAGUGUAUGUAUAUAUAAUCCGUAUACACACGAAUUAUGUUCACUCCAGAGACAUAUGGGUUACGUUAGCUGGCAACUACUGCAUAAAUAAAAAAUCUGCAAACACUGCAGGACACAGAGUCCAAGCCAUCAAUGUGUGACCUUUGCUAUAAGUACUCACUUAGCCAGUGCUUUAUGUGAUAUAAAGCCUGAGAAAUAGACAUACUGUCAAAGGAUGAAAUCAUGGGAACAAUCUAGAUUUUGUUACAGUCUUAAAUAUUUUUAAAAAUGAUCUUUCAGUGCCCCAAAUUUUGUUCUGUAACGUGUUCUAACUUUUAAUUUCCAUGUUCCUUUAGAUCUCUUUCAGCAUCAUUCCAUGAUUUUUCUUCUAAUCAUACGCCCUCAAAAAAACUCUUUUUCAUUUUCCAACAUUUUUUGGCUGUUAUGAUCCCCAAGUAAUGUCUCAAUCAAUUUCCAAUAAAUUCACACCUGGCAUUUGCUGCAGUAAUCUGAAUUCCCACACUGUUUAUACUUAACGAAGAUUCAAAGCCAUCAUUUGAACUUGGAAAGUCUUGAUUUCUAAAUAUGCUAAAAAAAAAAAAAUGUCAGGAGAGAUUCUCUAAACUUAUAGCAGUAAUUAUCUUAUGGGAUGGGAAUUUUGGUAGGUACGGUGUGGUGGACAUAUCCUUUUUACUUUAUAUACACCUGGGAAUUAUUUGAGUUUGUUGCACUGAAUGUGUCUUUUAUAACUAAAAAUAAAGAUUAAAAACAGCUUAUUUGACAAGUUAAUGAAAAGCAAAGUAGAUCAGUUGAAUAAUUUUCUUAGAGAGGCUAUGUAGCAUUGAUUUGACCAAGCCUGUAAUCAAAGUUUGAUUCUCUUUCAGUUAUUUGGAAGUAGUAAUUGUUCUACUUAUUCUCUGCCUUGUUUUCUGAAGUCCUUUCUUAAAACAAAUUACAAAUUUACACAAAUAACAGUUCAUAAUAUUUGCUGUCCUCUUUCUCUGUAGAAAAAAACAAAUACAUACAGUUGAGAAAUAAUUAACUUUGAUAUUCUUCAUUCCUAUAAAAAUAACUUAAAUACAGAGCCGUACAAUGGUUGAGUUGCGCCGCUCAGUAACCACAGGGCACCAGCAAAGAAAAUGUCAGUUCUUCAUUCACAGAAGCCACGACCUCAGGUGCUCACCAGCCGCAGGUGACUAGCAGCUUCCUUCCUGGACACAGAUACAGAGCAUUUCCAUCCUGAUAGAAGGUUCUAUUGGACAGCACUGUGCUAGAGCACGUGUUACAUUCUUCCCUCACCCACGAUCAAAGUAA